Molecule: messenger RNA, 627 nt
Organism: Anastrepha obliqua
Lineage: Eukaryota; Metazoa; Arthropoda; Insecta; Diptera; Tephritidae
Exons: 1
Coding region: 1-627 (208 amino acids)
Source: RefSeq, a predicted model, not a curated record
AUGUCUUACAAAGACGCGGCGUAUAGCACAAAGUUGGGAAUAAUACCUCCUGACUAUCCAACUACAAUAUGGUCGACGGAAAGACUAACGGCCAUACAACAUGCUAUCCUGGAGGCUAUAAGGAAAAAUCAGACUGGUGCUGCAAAGCCCAAAUUUAAUAGCUGCACAUUUCGCCCAGGAUAUUUAGUUAUAUCAUGCGGCUGCGAUGAUACGGCUAAUUGGCUAAAGGAAGCAGUUCCUAAGCUGAAGCCGUGGAAAGAUGCACAGCUGAAGAUUGUGCACGAGGCGGAUAUACCGCGCCCACAAAUCUUCGUUGGUCACUUUCCAGAAUUGGACAGCACCUCAAAUGAGGAUAUUAUUAGCCUCCUUGACGGCCAAAACGAGGGCCUCAACACCAAUGACUGGCGGGUGCUCAACAGAGUGCGCAAGGGUACUGUGGUAGAAAUUACUAUUGCUAUCGACCCAAUCUCCGCGGAAGUCAUAAAAACAUCCAACAAUUGGCUGAACUACGGGUUCGGUAAAACCCAACUUCGGCCAAAAUCUGAAGGCCCGAUUGAUCCGCCUAAGGUUACCGAAAAGAACUCUGAACCCUCGCGAAACAGAGCUCUGAGGAAGCGGGAACUUUGA